CACACUUGAACUGGGAUGGUUGGAAUCCUACGAUUUGAAAUACAAUGUUGUGGUUAUCAAUAUCGCUUGCUGCCACUCUCUUCAAGUAACAUGUCUAGAUCAUCAGCGGCAAUUUGAGUCUCACAGUAAAGUAGUUGCCAUAGGGCGUUGCUUCAACUCAGGAAAAUUAAUGGCCACAGCUGGGAUGUUAACUGACAAUCCAAAAGGAGCUUACCGGGAGGAGCUUUCCAUCUCCACAUGUGAAAUUACUAUGACUGGAGUUGGAGGGCCCCUUGUUGAUUUUAAUGGGGACUUCAUCGGGAUGAACUUUUAUGCUGAGAAAGAGACUCCAUUCCUACCAAGGAUUAAAAUUCUUGAGCUCCUGUCACAGUUCAGGAAAACAAUUCAGUGGAUGGCUACAAAUAAGAAAGGACCUGGUAGUAAAAUUGAAACAUUUCCCAGACCUUAUAAGCCUGAUUCAGAAGACAGCUCAAGGAAGGGAGAGAAACUUAAGGAUAAGAAACCUUCCAUAUGUACUCUCUGUGAUCCAGAAUGUCAACCAGGACUCAUGGAUGGAUUAUUAUUAGAGCGGAAGUCUUUAUGUUCUGGGCGGCCGAGUUAUCCUUAUUUUGGCAUUCCUACAAAAAAGGAGCUGAGGUCCAAUGGUUAUCCCCUCCCAGUUUGGCAGAAUGUGGGCAUGCGUUUGCUUAACAAUUUUGAAGAGAAAUUUAGUUUAGAUAUCUGGAGUAAAUUCGAAAGAAAUGUUGCUUCAAAUAUGUCUGAAAGUGUUGUUGCAUUGGCUUCAUUCAGUGGAAAAACAAGGUGUUUUGCUUGCACUGGCGUAUUCAUAGACUGCAAUGGGUCCACCACAAGAGUUCUGACCUCAGCAAGUUUGGUUAGAACUUCUGACAACGAAAAUAAGGUUGCUGAUAACCUUAAGAUUGUAGUGUGCCUUCCAGAUAAUCGUCAUACCAGAGGGACAUUGCAACAUUACAGUCUACAUUAUAACAUUGCCGUAGUCCACAUCAAGAAUUUCUGCUGUACUCAGACUGCACAAAUUGAUAACCAGAUGCUAAUUAAACCUCAGAAGGAGGUAGUAGCUAUAGGGCGUGUCUACCAAUCAGGCAAAUUAAUGGCCACAAGUGGGAUCGUGAUUGACAGACCAAGUAAGCUUGGUUGCAAAGAGCUUAAGAUUUCCACCUGUAAAAUCACCAAGGCUGGGAUUGGAGGGCCUCUUAUUGAUUUUGAUGGAAAUUUUAUUGGCAUGAACUUCUAUGGCUUGGAAGAGGCUCCAUACAUACCAGUGAAUAUAAUUCUAGGAGUCUUGAAGAAUUUUGAUGCACAAGGGACUGUUGCUAGAGACGAUGAUGAUAGCCCAAACAGAUGGCCCGUGCCUAAGCCAUUUUGGUGCUAUCCCAAAUGGCACGAGCUUGAGGAAGGAAUAGAUGUGGAAGAAGAAAUUAUAUAUCAGCGGCAGCGGCAACAAUUCUAACCUGAUGAAGUGCAUCUCGAUGCAUGUGCGCCUAUCUUGUCCUCAAGCUGCUGAUCCAGUUGAAGCACAAGCUGAUCAUGUCUAGCAAGUAUGAAGUGUUUGUAACUUCCCUAAUCUGAACCCUGAAAUACUAGCUUACGACCGUACGCCGCUUGAUGUGAUGGACCUAGAUGCCUUUUCCGGUAAAAAAAGUGAUCGAUGCACGUGUACUAAGGCCGUUAAGGCACGCGUUGGGGAGACUGUCUUAUUUUUUGGCAGUACUAAGUUUGUUUGCAGCUGUGGUUGUGAUUUUUAGGCACAGUGAUGAACAGUUGUCGUAAGAAACAUCGGUACAACGUACAAGUCUGACCCCAACGACUAGGUUGGUGACCUGCAUCUCUUGGCA
Molecule: messenger RNA, 1856 nt
Organism: Triticum aestivum (bread wheat)
Lineage: Eukaryota; Viridiplantae; Streptophyta; Magnoliopsida; Poales; Poaceae
Exons: 12
Coding region: 170-1471 (433 amino acids)
Source: RefSeq, a predicted model, not a curated record